Molecule: messenger RNA, 2235 nt
Organism: Closterium sp. NIES-65
Lineage: Eukaryota; Viridiplantae; Streptophyta; Zygnematophyceae; Desmidiales; Closteriaceae
Source: the annotation of a GenBank genome assembly
AUGGAGGCGGUCUCGUCGGCGCGAUCGCGGCCGACGGCGCUAUCAGUGUCGGUGUCGUCGGCUCCUACCGAGGCUCCGGGAGUUGCGCACACGCGACGGCCGUCAGCCAGCGGGAAUGUUCCCAGCGGCUCACCUGUCAGCACCCCUCCCACCCGAUCCCGAUCUCGCUCCCUCGCGGCCCUGGCGGCGGUCAUGGGCGGUGGAAAGGCAGUCGGCGCCAAUUUCUGCGGAGGAGCUCGGUGGCACGCGAUGUGGUCGGCGGCGCUGGUGCUUCUAACGAUAGUGGGCAUUAUGACGUGGGAGUCGUUUCACGCCAACCAUCGGACCAAGGGGUGGAGAAGAAACCAACUCGUGAUUCUAGAAAACGCAUCCAUCUCCUCAUCUUCUUAUAGUCACAGUUCGUCCGCAUACAAUCACGGGAAUUCCCUUCGUAGCCAACAAGGGGGGUCGAAUAGCGAGGCUGGAGUGGAGCAGUCGGCUCGGUCUCCUCUAAGAGCAGACUCGGUAUUGGUUCUAGCUAGCGGUUUGAGAGAAGGGUUAGCGAGUCCGCCUGGGGAAAAAAUCGGCGGAAGCGAAGCUGGUGAUUUCAGCGGCGGUGACAAUAACGGAAGCGAUGCAAGCGGUGGGGACGGUGGUACGGGUGAUACUGAAGCCAGUGAUAGUCUCGAAAGUGGGGUGGAUAAGGGGGGAGAGGAGAUGAGUGGAGGUGGCAAAGGAGGGGGUAAUGAAAUGAAGGAGGUCGUUUUAGAGGGCUCGAAUGAAGCCUUUUCCACUGCCGGCAGCAGCACUAGCGUUAGAAGCAGCAGCAGCGAUCCCUCUUCUUCCUCCGUCCCAUCUGAUUCUACUCACAGUUCCUCCUCCUCCUCCCCCUCCUCCCCUUCCUCCGCCUCCUCCCCCGUCGCCACCUCCGCCCCCUACACCUCCUCCGCCGUCCCCGCCGUCCCCGCUGCCCCGCUCUGCGACCUGUAUCAGGGGCGGUGGGUGCGUGCGCGGCAGCGCGCGCUGUACUCGGGGAAGAAGUGCAAGUGGAUUUCGCUCAACUGGGCGUGCGCGCGCAGCAACCGCCCGCGCGAGAUGCGCCAGUACGAGCGCCUGCGCUGGCAGCCGCGCGGGUGUAAUGCGAAGCGGUUCAGCGCGGAUGGCUUUUUCCGCAGGAUGCGGAACAAGAGCCUUGCCUUUGUGGGGGACUCGUUAGGCCAGCAGCAGUUCCAGUCGCUGCUCUGCCUUCUCUCCCCAAAAGGCCCGCCCAAAAACAUGUCCGACCCUUCAUCCCCCAUCCAAGACGUGGGCCCUGAUUACGGUUUCUUUCAGCUGCCCAGGGCCCGCCGCCCGACCGGUUGGGCAUACAGAUUUGUGAAAUAUAACACUACAGUGAUUUUCCGCUGGACGACGUGUUUAUGCGAAAUCGAGCCGUUCAAUAAGGAGGAUUGGAAGAAGGGCCAGGCGAUGCACUUAGACCGGCCUGACACUUUUCUAAGAGACUUCCUUAAGGAGCUGGACGUCGUCGUUCUGAACACAGGGCAUCACUGGAACCGGGGCAAGAUGAAAGAGAGCGCGCUGGAGUUCUUCCUGAAUGGUAGCAAGGCGCCGCCGGUGAGAAAACGGCCGAUGGUCAUGGCACUGGCGCUGAAAACGGCGAUCCGGUCGGUGUCUGUGUGGAUUGAUGAGCAGCUGAAGGGGAGCGGGGAAGAGGGAGGUUUGCUGGUGAAGCCAGGAGAAGGAGAAGGGGAGGGAGGAGAGGAGGGAGAGGGAGAGGGAGGAGGGGAAGGAUUGAGGCGGAGUUUGGGCACUGCUGUGGAGCUUCCAGCUUUUGCGGCGGGUGGGGGUGCGAAGUUGAGGACGGCGAUUUUUGCAACGCCAGACACGAAGCCAAUGGUGUUCCUGCGAUCGAUAACGCCGAGGCAUUUUAUGGAGGGGGAGUGGGACUCGGGAGGGCGAUGCGACCAUCUCAAGCAUCCCUUAGGGGAUGUGGAGGUGGCCAAUAUGACAACGAGGGACGCUGAAAAGGAGGAUGGAGUGUUGGGAACAUCAGUACACCUGUUGAACAUCACGCACUUGUCAGCCUACCGUGGUGAUGCGCACCCAGCCAUCUGGGAUCCCCGAUCCAAUACGCCCAAGGGACAAGACUGCCUUCAUUGGUGCUUACCGGGAGUUCCAGACACGUGGAACGAGCUGGUUUACACACACAUUGUGGAGAGGGAACGAUUGGAGAAGCAGAACCUGAAUGCCAUGUAA